GAAGACUUCUGUCCAAUCAGAACUCUCCACAUAAAUCGGCUUCUCUUUUUUCCCGACUAGAGCUAUUCUCACCAUCUUGUAUAUCGGACAUGGCGACAACACUUCCUCCGAAGUUGAAUGAUGAUGAUUUAGAAGCUAUUUUACUCGAAAUACAACUGAAUUCAAUUUUGUAUGACAAAGGCUCGAAUGAAUACAAAAACGAUGUAAAGAAGGCCGAAGUGUUUUCAGCAAUUGGUGCCAAGUUUGGCAUUACAGGUGAUCAAGUAAAAGCAAAGUUCAACCACAUGAGAGACAGCUACCAAAAAAAUUUAGAAAAAAUUCGAAAAUCAACACGUAGUGGAGCAGCAGCAGUUUUUGUGAAGCCCUAUAAAUGGUCGAAACAACUCCAGUUUUUAAUACCUCAUUUACAACUCAGAAAGAGCUAUAGCAACAUCCAAAAGUGUUCCCCUGCAACAGAGAUAUUGUCCAAAAUGUGCAAUCCAGAUGAGGCCAAUGCUCAAAUUGAACUAUAUCCAGAAUCAAAUGAUGAUGACCUAUAUGAUACCACAAAGGAAGUGAUAGAAAACACAGAGCAUUUGCCAACAAAGAAGUUAAAAAUCAGCACUCCUUCAUCAUCAACAAGAAAAAGAAAAUCAGAUGCCGAUAAUAUAAACCAACAACUUUUAGACUACCUUGAACGCAAAGAAAAAAGAAAAUCAAUGGAUUCUGGUAGUGACAAACUAAAAUCAUUCUUCCUUAUGACGUAUGCAACCGUGAAGGAGUUUCCAGCUCCUAACAAUUGGAGAUUAAAAAUAAAAUUUGGUCAUUAGUGUCAUCAGUUGAACUCUCUCUAUUACAAGAGGAAUGAGCACUAGAGAAAUAUCAUUAGAUACCGUUUUUGCUUAAAUAAAUGUUGCCACCCAACCCCCUGAACUUUUUCAGAUUUUCAAUUCAACCUAGGGGUAUUUUUAUCAGUUUAAUAUCACAUAAUAAAUAAUUUACAUGAAAGAAAUUGUUGCAAAAUACAUGUAAACCUUUUUAGCAAACACUUAGCAACUUGCCAGUUUAAUUUACAACAGAAGCCUC
This is a messenger RNA of Anneissia japonica, 1065 nucleotides long. RefSeq lists its product as uncharacterized. Bases 90 to 809 code for a protein of 239 amino acids. The transcript is spliced from 4 exons. NCBI's taxonomy places the organism in Eukaryota, Metazoa, Echinodermata, Crinoidea, Comatulida, Comatulidae. The record is from RefSeq and is a predicted model, not a curated record.